Messenger RNA from Babesia bovis T2Bo, 1710 nucleotides. Its product is annotated as putative integral membrane protein. The record is from RefSeq and is a predicted model, not a curated record. The transcript has a single exon. Bases 21 to 1685 code for a protein of 554 amino acids. NCBI's taxonomy places the organism in Eukaryota, Apicomplexa, Aconoidasida, Piroplasmida, Babesiidae.
CGACUCCAAGGGUUGCGAAAAUGGAACCCUCCGGGAAUGAUUCCUCAUAUACCAGAGAGGAGUCACGCAGGUUGUGGCCGUGCUCCUGUGCCUUUCUAGACGGAUUGUGCCGUAGUUACGGAUUAGACAUGACCAAAGUUAAGUCCUAUUCACUACUUUCAUUGCUUUUAAAAUCCGAAGCCCUGUAUUUGCUACAUAUGUGCUACAUAAGUCUACUUAUAGCGUCACACCCAGAUGGAGAUAAGAAAUUCUCUAAUGCAGUGUUGUAUUUGCUACCUUCCCUGUGGCUAUUGAAGCCUCUGUUCGCCCUUAUAGAUGAUCACUCGGAUUUGAUACUGAGGAAAUGCGCACAGUGGUGUAGAAGGAUUAACGGCGAAGUUGACACUUCAAGGCCACCAACAGGCCGGAGCAGAAGCGUUAUGGACUCACUAGUAGACCUGAAUAAGCAUGCUAACCUAAUGCUAUGCGUGUCACAUAUCGGAAUCGUCACGUUGCUGUCAGCUAUCAUGUCAUAUUCAAAAAGGCAUCCAUUAAGCGGUGGAUGCGGACCACACCUUAUCGUGCUGGUCUCACUGUGUCAAAUCGCAUCAGGAGCUGUUAGUGACGGUGCAUUCUGCAGAUACGUCCAGUGCAACAGCGAACUCUCGGAAGUACAAUUCGCAUCGCUAAGGUUACUGUUCAUGAUAGGUUACGGGUUGUGCAACAUGCUGAGCGUGGUCAUGCCAUUCCCAAGAUCAACGGAUUUCAUCACCUGCUUCAUGACACUGAUUAACCUAGCACCCUGCUUUCUACUCGGAAACAGCGUAUGCGUUUUGUGGGUACUACUAUGCGACCCGGGAGAAUAUGAAGAAGCGGUUGACCAAAGUAAAAGGAAGAGGACUAUAUACUCACCCAAGGUAGCCAUAGCAUUCCUAGGACUCAUGUACCUUGCAAUGGCAAUGCGUAUGCCGUAUGAUACCCUAUUGCUAAAGGCAUCACGAAGGGGUGCCAUACCUGUAAUGACACUAGUGGGAUUAAGUCUGGCAACGAAAAUAGUAGUCAGCACAUUGAUGCUGCGCUACUGUAGCCUGAAAAGACUACUGAAAAUCGCAAAGUAUAUAUUUGUGGCAUGUAUUGUUGUGUACUGUACAGGAUAUAAAAUACCGCCACUGCCAUCAACAACGUCAAGUGUAUGGUACUUAACAUUCGUCGCAAUACAGAGUACAAGCCUACAUCAAAUACUCCUGACGUUCGGUAUAGUGAUGACAGUACGAUGCGCUCCAAGAGGAUGGGAAGCGUCAGUAAUGUCACUUGGAGAUCUCAGCUUCGACCUGGUGAUAUAUCUACAUAGAAGCAAAAUAUCACCACGCAAGUGGUUAUAUAAAAUUAUACCCUCAGAUAUCGCAAUCGAUAUUUGCGUAGUCUUCUUCUGCUUGUACUGCAUUUCCGUCAUAUUUGGGAAUGUGCAUAUUGCAGCGCUACUACAAAAUGAACGCAACGCGGCAAUUACAACAAGUGAGCUACCACUGCCAAUACAGGUGGGAGAGUACCCCUCGGCAAGUAUUGCAAACAGGGCUGCCGAUAUUCACGAAGAUGGCGCCUCAAGCGUACUGAAUGCCCAUGAAUGUCUCGAUAGUCAUGUGGACAAGUCACCGUGGGCAGCAGAUAGUGAAUAUUCAGACGGGUCAAAUGAAUCGUCCCAAUGAAUGUUCCAUCACAAAUACUAAUUUA